This is a messenger RNA of Trypanosoma brucei brucei TREU927, 333 nucleotides long. RefSeq lists its product as hypothetical. The coding region runs from base 1 to 333 and encodes 110 amino acids. The transcript has a single exon. The record is from RefSeq and is a predicted model, not a curated record. Lineage: Eukaryota; Euglenozoa; Kinetoplastea; Trypanosomatida; Trypanosomatidae.
AUGCGGCUGCCGCAUCCGAGCAAUUCAACGUGGUAUUGCCGCGUUCCCUUCUUUUUUUUUUUCCUUUUACCUUUUUUACUCCUUUCCAUUUUUUCUUCCUUUUGCAAAUUCAUCUACGGGGGUUGCGAUCCCUUAUUUUUGUUCCUCUUCCUUCAUUUUCUCUAUUCUUUCCUCUCCGUUAUGCUUUUCUUUUUCUUUUUUUUUUCGGUGGCCGCCAGUAGUACCCUUUCGUUUGAUUGCCGUAACAUUUGUACCGCAUCGCCCCUACAGUUCCCCGUUUUCUCCUUCACUUUUUUUCUUUUUUCUUUUUUUUUUUUGUUACCCCUCGUGUAA